Molecule: messenger RNA, 3297 nt
Organism: Mesocestoides corti
Lineage: Eukaryota; Metazoa; Platyhelminthes; Cestoda; Cyclophyllidea; Mesocestoididae
Source: the annotation of a GenBank genome assembly
AUGUACGUCGGAGACAAAGCAACCCUUUUGGAUGAUUCAACCCACCAGGCUGUGAUUCAAGAACGCAUUCGCUACUAUUUUAAUCAGUUGACCAUCGGUUGUGGAGAUGCUGCCUGCACAAACCAGAACUGCGCUUCUUCGGCCAACUUUGCUCAUCCAGGAAUUGAUAGCAAUCGUGCUGCUGCCUUGGCCCUCAGACUUCUCAGGGAUUCUGAACCAAUGUGUUUCUCGCAAUCUGCUUCAUCUACGGAUCCAGCACAGCCCCAAAAGGCUUCCAUAUCCAAAAUUAACCACGUCACUUCCUCUGAGGUUCGAACAAGUCAAAGUAGAGAUGCGGCAGUGAGCUCAGAUGACAAUCAAUGUUCGUCACAAUCCACCCCAACUGCUAUUUCACCUCCUUCUAACCAAACACAGGAGAUAAUGGAGGGCGAAGAGGUUGAGGAAGAUAAUAGACAUGAGUUGUUGGAAGAAUCCACACCGAAUUCAGCACACAAUGACAUCUCUCCGGGCUUGAGUCGCUUUCUCCUUCAGGUUUCUAACAGUCCACCUCCCUCUGCAAUGCAAACUCCUUUUCUCGAAAGCGCAGCCGCCGCAGCAGCAGAAAGCGGUGACGAUGCUGAAGCCACCCGCCUCAACCACCUCCUUGGGCUUCUGGAUCGCUUCGUUAAACAGAGCAACCGCAAGGGCGACGACGAGGCAAACGAUGCGCCCUCGUCGACGUGCAUCAUCGGCAAACGAGUUGAGGGUCUCAAGUUGACAGAGGUGCAGUCGUGUGUUGCGGAUUGUGAAGCCCAAGGCAACUGGACGCCAAUCAGACUGCUUAUUGAAGAGGUUUUCACCUCCUUGACUGCCCUUGCUAAUUCCUUCACCCGGGAGACUCCCAAACCUACUCGUAAGUUUGGAUUGGAUACGCCCCCGUUCCAGCCCUUUCUCAACGAUGAUUCUUAUCCUGCAUUGCCUGUGGACAUAGAGGAAGCCCGUGCCACCUACAAGCUCCUGCUUGAACGGCUUCCAAAAACCCUGGAAAUGGAAAGCACACUGUCUCACCUUCUUCGACGUCAGCUCAUCGUUACUCUGCGUCGAAUCUUUCGCAUCUACCCGUUUCCUUCAUCUUCAGGCACUAGCAGAGACGCCUAUCUUGCCCUCUUGGAGGAAACCAACCCAACUGUCGGUGGGGAAGCGGACAGAAUACAACAGCGCAUGGUCAACCUCUUUGCCACCAUUUAUGCUUGUCCACUGGUUACGGAUCCACUCCACUUUGAGCCGAUUUUGCCCCACCUCUGUCACCUGACGGCCUCCCUGCCGAUGGCUACGCAGGCGCGUCUCUGCCGCACCUGGGCGGAGUACGCCCGCGCGCAAAGAGCCGCGUCUCCCUCCACUCCCUGCUGGCUCCUGGAUCUUCACCGCAUCCUGAUGCAACAGAUAACAUUGCGUUGCCUGACCCUGGAACCAGCGGCAAACGAGCUGGACGAGGCGCCCGCCCCAAAUGACGACCACGUCAUCUGCGAUGUCGCACGUGUCAUCCGCGUGGUUUUUUACGCCUCACUACUGGCCGGCGGCUGCGACUCGCCUGAACAGCUGGAGCGCGAAGCCAACGAGAUGGAGGGGACUACGAAAGGACCCUCUAUAUCCUCUACGUCGUUCCGGUCUGAACGAACACCACUGCGUAAGGACCCACUGGGUACCAUCCUGGGAAUCUCUCCCAAUGACUGCCGUAAUCCCCUUAUCCCUCCAAGUGAAUUUCUCAACGAAACACUCAACGAGGUUCUCGUAGUGGAGAAGGAUUUCGCCAACUUCCGAUCGCACCGUUCCGGUUGGCCAGGAAAGCUCUCCUUCAUGGAGCUGCCCUUUAUGCUCCAGACGACAACGAAGAGCACCCAACUCUACUAUGACAACCGCUUGAACAUGCUGCAGGAGCGUCGCGGCGCCAUCCUCCACGCCCUGUUCGCCACCUCCACCUCGGACGCGGCCCUUGAAAUGCCCUACUUCAAAAUUUGUGUUGCUCGCGAACGUGUGGUCGAGGACGCCUUGGUCGCGCUCGAACUGACCCGGAUGGAGGCCGUGGGUGAUUUGAAGAAACAACUGUACGUCGAAUUCGACGGCGAACAGGGCAUCGACGAAGGUGGUCUCAGUAAGGAGUUCUUCCAACUCAUCAUCGAACGCAUUUUCAAUCCUGACUAUGGCAUGUUCGUAUUCGACGAGGAGUCACAAUGCUACUGGUUCAACCGAAGCCCGCUGGCAGAGGAGCUUGAUCGGGAAUAUUGCUUGAUUGGGACCAUUCUGGGUCUGGCCAUCUACAACAACAUCAUCCUUGACAUUCACUUUCCCGCUGUGCUCUUCCGCAAGUUGUGCGGAAAACUCGCCUCCAGUCUAGCGGACCUUGAAGACGCGUGGCCUGAUCUAGCACACGGUCUGCAGGCUCUGCUCGACUACGAGGGCGACAACUUCGAGGAGGACCACUGUCUCAACUUUGUGAUUUCCUACUCAGACAUGUUCGGGCAGGUGGUGACACAGGAGCUCGUCCCCGACGGCGCGUCCAAACCCGUGACUAUCGCAAAUCGCCAAGAGUUUGUGGACCGGACAGUGGACUUCUUGUUGAACACCUCUGUUAGAAAACAAUUUUCGGCUUUUCGAAAGGGUUUCCUGUCGGUCGUGGAGGACACACCGCUUUUCAGCCUCUUUUCACCAUCCGAAGUCGAGCUCUUGCUUCGUGGAAGUCAAGUAAGGGAAGUCAAAUUAAUUAUUUAUUCUCUAAUUAAUGAUCACCUUUCCACAGAGCGCGUCUCUACAUUCAACAGACCAGGCAACUUUGCCAAUCAAAGUUUACUCGCUAAAAUUGACGCCUCCGCUGGCGUCCUUUCGGCUAGAGCACGUUACCAAAUCUAUCAUAUGCUGAGGUUCUCAACAAAACCCCACCAACACUCCAUUCCACUAACGUACCCUUUUCCUCCACCGAAGGAAUACGACUUUGGAGAGUUGGAGCGUGUGACGGAGUACGAGGGCGACUACAACACGGAGACCCCGGUGAUCCGCCAGUUCUGGUCCAUUGUCCACGCGAUGUCGGAACAGGAGCAGCGCAAGUUGCUCCAGUUCACGACCGGCACCGACCGGAUACCCGUUGGGGGGAUGUCGCGUCUGAAAUUCGUCAUCGCUCGCCAGGGUCCCGACUCCGACAGACUGCCUACUGCCCACACUUGUUUCAAUGUUCUUUUACUGCCCGAGUACUCGAACAAGGAGAAAUUGGAGCGUUGUCUGCGAAUCGCCAUCACCUACUCGAAGGGCUUUGGCAUGUUUUGA